Messenger RNA from Cucurbita pepo subsp. pepo (vegetable marrow), 2978 nucleotides. NCBI's taxonomy places the organism in Eukaryota, Viridiplantae, Streptophyta, Magnoliopsida, Cucurbitales, Cucurbitaceae. The record is from RefSeq and is a predicted model, not a curated record.
AAAGAAAAAAAAAGGAAAAAAGGAAAAUGUCAGAGACGAAUAAAGAAAGUAAAAACUGGGGAAGGGGAAGAUGGUAUUUGCCCACAGCUCUUCUUCUAACACGCGUCAAAGAGAUCAACUGGAUUUUUUUUUUUCUCGAAUUCUGCUCACAAAUCAUUCGUAAUUCUUCCAUUGCAGUUUCUUCCGGCGAGAAUUCGCUUCCUUCUGCUACCGGAAUAACCUUCUCUUUCUUAUCCACUGCCGGAAGUUUCGUCGGAGUGGCUGAUCAGAGAACCUACUCACAGUUGCUCGAUCUCACUCUUUGGUUUCGUCUACCGGAGCUUUUGUAGCUGGAGAAACGAAUAGGAAGCUUGGGCUAGGGAAUUUCUGCUCGGGUGGCCACUACGAUACUAUGUUUGGGAUAAUACAGAAACUACAACAUGGCCCUCCACUGUUCCUCAAUUUUGUAACAUUUUCGCUUUGAUUAAAGGCAGUCAAAGUUUGGAAGAGAGAGGUUGGAAUCAUGCCCUAAUUUUUGUAGAGAAUUGUAAAAAUCAAUUAACUAUGACCACUUGUACUACUAUAUCAUCUGGAAGCGUACAUACUAUGAUAUUUUCUACAGCCCCGUGGAUUAGUGUGUAGGAACUAAAAGUUCAUUUCGGAAGUUAGAGUGACAUGGUUUCCUUCUAUUCCAACAGAAACAAAUUACUUUGAGGAAUAGGUGAAAUUGACAUGCUGGAUGUUGCUACCGGUUGGUGGAUUAGGCAUGAAUACCUCAAUGGAUGAUAUGAACUUGAUUCAGCAGGCACAGAGGCAUCACUUGGUAGUUCGAGAGCUUGGAGAAGAGAUUGAUUUGGAAAUUGGACCUGGAGAUGACGACCCCUCAUUUGCUAGCACUCCUAUAAUAGGUGGACCAGCACGAGAACCAUCUGCAGAAGAUCAUGAUGAGAGUAAGCAUGUGGUAUUGAUUUCUCAACUUUCCAAUGAUGAUCAAGAUAUGUCAAAGACACAACCAGCCAAAAGGAAAAAGAAGGUUGUGAAAAGAUGGAGGGAGGAAUGGGCUGAUACAUAUAAAUGGGCUUAUGUUGAUGUGAAGGAUGGAACUGCCAGGAUCUUUUGUUCUGUUUGUAAGGAGUAUGGCCGGAAGCACAGGAGAAAUCCUUAUGGAAAUGAAGGCAGCCGAAACAUGCAGAUGAGUGCACUUGAAGAACACAACAACAGUCUACUUCAUAAAGAGGCUCUUCGGCUUCAGAUGGCCUCCAAGGACAAGAUUAUUGUUGAUAAACCUAUUUAUGUAAAAGCUCUCAUGUCAAAAACUGCUGGAUCGAUCAUUGAAGCUGCACUAAAAAGGGAUCCUCAUGAAGUUGAGUUCAUACAAGCAGUACAAGAAGCAGUACAUGCCUUAGAAAGGGUUAUUGCAAAAAAUGCUCACUAUGUCAACAUUAUGGAGCGCUUAUUAGAACCUGAACGCAUGGUUCUUUUCCGAGUUCCAUGGGUCGAUGACAGAGGUGAGACACAUGUCAAUCGAGGCUUUCGAGUUCAAUUUAACCAGGCUUUGGGCCCUUGUAGGGGUGGUCUUCGUUUUCAUCCAUUGAUGAACUUAAGCAUCGCCAAGUUUCUUGGUUUUGAACAGACUUUAAAAAAUGCAUUAUCACCCUACAAAUUAGGAGGGGCAGCAGGUGGAAGUGAUUUUGAUCCAAGGGGAAAAAGUGAUAAUGAGGACCUUCCUUCUGAGGAGAUGGGUGUUGGUACGCGAGAAAUGGGAUAUCUUUUUGGACAAUAUCGACGGUUAGCAGGUCAUUUUGAGGGAAGUUUUACAGGACCGAGGAUAUUUUGGUCUGGGUCUAGCCUCCGAACAGAAGCUACUGGAUAUGGUCUGGUUUUCUUUGCACAGCUUAUACUUGCAGACAUGAAUAAAGAACUCAAAGGAUUAAGAUGUGUUGUAAGCGGUUCUGGGAAGAUUGCGAUGCAUGUCCUUGAAAAGCUUAUUGCUUAUGGUGCCCUCCCCAUUACUGUCUCAGAUUCAAAGGGAUAUUUAGUGGAUGAAGAUGGAUUCGACUACGUGAAGAUAUCCUUUUUGAGAGACAUCAAGGCUCAGCAGAGAAGUUUAAGGGACUAUUCAAAGACUUAUGCUCGAUCUAAGUAUUAUGAUGAAGCUAAACCUUGGAAUGAAAGGUGUGAUGUUGCGUUUCCUUGUGCUUACCAUAAUGAAAUUGAUCAAGCCGAUGCCAUAAACCUGAUUAAUUCUGGCUGUCGUAUUCUAAUAGAAGGUUCAAAUAUGCCCUGUACUCCUGAGGCUGUUGAUGUGCUAAGAAAAGCUAAUAUUCUCAUUGCUCCUGCAAUGGCUGCAGGUGCUGGAGGGGUUGUUGCUGGAGAACUUGAAUUAAACCAUGCAUGUAAUUUGAUGCAUUGGUCUCCGGAGGACUUCGAAUCUAAACUGCAGGAAGCUAUGAAACAGACUUAUCAGAGGGCCCUCAAAGCAGCAGCUGAUUUUGGUUACCAAAAAGAGAGUCCCGAGGCUCUUGUUCACGGAGCAGUCAUUUCUGCUUUUCUGAGUGUUGCUCAAGCUAUGACUGAUCAAGGUUGUGUAUAAUAGACAUUGAGCACAGUACGAGAGGUUGCAAAAGUUGCUCUUAUCUGUGUCAAAUACAAAAAAGUCCUGCAAAAGGGCCCUCGUUGGCGAGCUAUGUAAAGUGAAUUACAAGAUCAGGUCGGUUGAACCAAUGCCCAGAAACUGAAAUAUACAACAUUUUCUGCGCCAUACACACACCAUCCAUGCCAUAACUGGGAUCUCAGAAGGUUCGAAAUGUUUAAAUCAAAUAUUCUAACUUGUUGUAAAUUAGUGGCUAUUGCAGAUUAGCAUAGGAAAAGGGCCUCAAGAUUUCUGAACUGGAAUGUGUGCUUUUCAUUUGGCCUGUUAUACUGCCAACAUAUGCGGUUCUUACUCUCUUGUAAUACACAGAGAUUGGAAAUAAAAAUUUGUUCAUCUUUCCAUUGAA